Notolabrus celidotus (New Zealand spotty) is the source of this 1139-nucleotide messenger RNA. It is a transcript of the gene cldn8, whose product is annotated as claudin 8. Gene Ontology annotation, cellular component: plasma membrane; bicellular tight junction. Gene Ontology annotation, biological process: bicellular tight junction assembly; cell adhesion. Lineage: Eukaryota; Metazoa; Chordata; Actinopteri; Labriformes; Labridae. Gene Ontology annotation, molecular function: structural molecule activity. The record is from RefSeq and is a predicted model, not a curated record. The transcript has a single exon. The coding region runs from base 55 to 858 and encodes 267 amino acids.
GUGUCCGAGCCUUACCGUACGUACGAGUCUGGAGGAAUAAGAGGGGGGGACAGGAUGGCCAACUCAGCUCUGGAGUUAGUUGGUCUUAUAGUGACCCUAAUCGGGCUCAUUGGGACGGCGGCAAGCACUGGGAUGCCGAUGUGGAGAGUCACAGCUUUCAUAGGAGAGAACAUCAUUGUGUUUGAGACCCGAUACGAGGGCUUGUGGAUGAACUGCUACCGACAGGCCGACAUCAGGAUGCAGUGCAAGGUGUAUGACUCUCUCCUGGCCCUGCCCCCUGACCUGCAAGCGGCACGAGGUCUCAUGUGCUGUGCUCUGGCGCUGGGUGGCCUGGGUCUGCUGAUCAGUCUAGUCGGGUUGCAGUGUACGUCAUGCAUUGUGAACAACGAUGAAGCAAAGCGGAUUGUUCUCCUCAUUGCAGGAGUAAUGAUCAUAUGUGCGUGCAUCUGCGUCCUUAUCCCCGUUUCCUGGACAGGUCACGUCAUCAUCAGGGACUUCUACAACCCUCUCCUCAUCGACGCACAGCGCAGGGAGCUCGGGGAGGCUCUGUACAUCGGCUGGGUGGCUGCAUUUUUCUUGUUCGUAGGAGGAUGCAUGUUUCUUUGUUUCAAUCUGCAGUCGCUCAAGGAUACAGAAUCGCAGAGGUAUUUGUACUCAAGGGCCUCGGACUACACGGCCUACCCGACCUACCCUCCACAGCCUCCGCAGCCUCUGCAGCCUCAACAGCUGGUGUUCCUUCCACAGCCACAGCCACAGCCACAGCCCCAGUUUCAGCCAGUGCUGUCAAGACAACCCUCCAACAACUACAGCUACAACUCCAGAUACCCCUCUGUUCGCAGCGCGGUGGCUUAUCUCUGAACACUUACACUGACUGAGGUUAUCAUGAACAUUGGUAUGGUCAUUAUAUGCAAGGACACUUCUUUUUUCAUAUGCAGUACAAUUCAUGAAUCAUUUCAAAUGUCAAAAAUGUAUAUCAGGUAAGGAUUACAAACACAUUUCAACUACUGCAUUCACUGUGAAUACCAGUGUGAUCUUAUGUAUACAUUUCUGUUCUAUCACUCUUUUUAUAUGUAUAGUGAGGAGUGUCCUCUUUUAGAGCACUAUUGAUGUCUUGAUAGAGACCGAUAUCAUAAUUAUUA